Molecule: messenger RNA, 1395 nt
Organism: Hypomesus transpacificus
Lineage: Eukaryota; Metazoa; Chordata; Actinopteri; Osmeriformes; Osmeridae
Product: protein unc-13 homolog B
Exons: 10
Coding region: 112-1317 (401 amino acids)
Biological process (GO): synaptic vesicle priming; synaptic vesicle maturation; neuromuscular junction development
Cellular component (GO): terminal bouton; presynaptic active zone cytoplasmic component; synaptic vesicle membrane
Molecular function (GO): syntaxin-1 binding; calmodulin binding; diacylglycerol binding
Source: RefSeq, a predicted model, not a curated record
CUGACUGUGGGGCUGACUGUGAGGCUGACUGACUGUGCUCCCUGUGCUUCCCCCUUACAGCCCUGCAUCCUCAUCAACAACAUCCAGCAGCUUCGGGUGCAGCUGGAGAAGAUGUUUGAGUCUAUGGGUGGAAAGCAGCUGGACGCAGAGGCCAGCGACCUUCUGAAGGAGCUGCAGAAUCGCCUCAACACCGUGAUGGAUGAGCUGAGUGCAGUGUUUGGAGCCAGCUUCCAGCCGGUGAUUGAGGACUGCGUGAAGCAGAUGAACCAGGAGCUGGUCCAGAUGAAGGGGUCAGCCAACAAGAGCAACGCCGCCAUGGAUGCCGAGACUGUGCUACGGCCGCUGAUGGACCUGCUGGAUAAAAAUUUGAUUCUGUUUGCCAAGAUCUGCGAGAAGACCGUGCUGAAGCGGGUGUUGAAAGAGCUGUGGAAGAUCGUGCUCAACACCAUCGAAAGGACCAUCGUCCUCCCUCCGCUCACAGACCAGAAUCAAGGAGCUCAGAUGAUCUUCAGUGCUGCCAAGGACCUGGGACAGCUCUCCAAACUCAAGGAGCAUGUCAUUCGAGAGGAAGCCAGGAGUCUGACGCCACGACAGUGUGCAGCCAUGGACCUGGUUCUCCCCACCAUCAAGCAAUAUUUCCAUGCUGGAGGAAAUGGCCUCAAGAAGACUUUCCUUGAGAAGAGCCCUGAUCUGAGGUCCCUGAAAUAUGCUCUCAGCCUUUACACCCAACCUACAGAUGCCUUGAUCAAGAAAUAUAUAUGCACCCAAACCUCUCAAGGUCAGUCAACCAAUGGAUCGGUGGGUGAGGUGUCGAUGCAAGUGGAUCUCAUCUCUCACCCUGGCACUGGAGAACACAAAGUCAGCGCAAAGGUGGUGGGCGUCAACAACAUCACCUGGCAGACCAACGCCAUGUUCCGCCCCUUCGUGGAGGUGAACGCCGUAGGCCCGCACCUCGCUGACAAGAAGCGCAAGUUCAGCACCAAGACCAAGAACAACAACUGGUCACCAAAGUACAACGAAACAUUCCAAUACGUUCUAAGUAACGAGCACGGCCCAGAGGCCUACGAGCUGCACGUGUCAGUGAAGGACUACUGCUUCGCCCGCGAGGACCGCACCAUCGGCAUGGCGGUGAUCCAGCUGAGGGAGCUGGCGGACAAGGGUAGCUGCUCGUCCUGCUACCCGCUGGUGAAGAGCGUGUCCAUGGACGACACCGGCCUCACCAUCAUGAGGAUACUCUCUCAGAGGACCAACGACGAGGUGGCCAAAGAGUUUGUGCGUCUCAAGACGGACACCCGCUCCACCGAGGAAGUGUCCUAGUCGGGGGAGCGGGAGUCACGGGGGGGGUCCCGUCCGGACGGGGGAAGAUAGACAGACAGAGAGAGAGAGGGAGAGAGA